This is a messenger RNA of Acipenser ruthenus (sterlet), 2161 nucleotides long. RefSeq lists its product as uncharacterized. The annotation marks the transcript as partial. The record is from RefSeq and is a predicted model, not a curated record. The transcript is spliced from 3 exons. NCBI's taxonomy places the organism in Eukaryota, Metazoa, Chordata, Actinopteri, Acipenseriformes, Acipenseridae.
CUACCCCAGUCCAGUGUCUUGUACCCCUCUCUCUCUCUCUCUCUCUGUCUCUCUGUCUCUCUCCAGGCUCAGCAGCUCCACAGGGCUCAGCUCCAGUGUCUUGUCUCUCUGUCUCUCUCUCUCUCUGUCUCUCUCCAGGCUCAGCAGCUCCACAGGGCUCAGCUCCAGUGUCUUGUACCUCUCUCUCUCUCUCUGUCUCUCUGUCUCUCUCCAGGCUCAGCAGCUCCACAGGGCACAGCUCCAGUGUCUUGUCUCUCUGUCUCUCUCUCUCUCUCUCUCUCUCUCUCUCUCUCUCUCUCUCUCUCUCUCUCUCUCUCUCUCUCUGUCUCUCUCUCCUCUCCAGGCUCAGCAGCUCCACAGGGCACAGCUCCAGUGUCUUGUCUCUCUGUCUCUCUCUCUGUCUCUCUCUCUCUGUCUCUCUGUCUCUCUCCAGGCUCAGCAGCUCCACAGGGCUCAGCUCCAGUGUCUUGUCUCUCUCUCUGUCUCUCUGUCUCUCUCCAGGCUCAGCAGCUCCACAGGGCACAGCUCCAGUGUCUUGUACCUCUCUCUCUCUGUCUCUCUCCAGGCUCAGCAGCUCCACAGGGCUCAGCUCCAGUGUCUUGUCUCUCUCUCUGUCUCUCUGUCUCUCUCCAGGCUCAGCAGCUCCACAGGGCACAGCUCCAGUGUCUUGUACCUCUCUCUCUCUGUCUCUCUCCAGGCUCAGCAGCUCCACAGGGCUCAGCUCCAGUGUCUUGUCUCUCUCUCUGUCUCUCUGUCUCUCUCCAGGCUCAGCAGCUCCACAGGGCACAGCUCCAGUGUCUUGUACCUCUCUCUCUCUGUCUCUCUCCAGGCUCAGCAGCUCCACAGGGCUCAGCUCCAGUGUCUUGUCUCUCUCUCUGUCUCUCUGUCUCUCUCCAGGCUCAGCAGCUCCACAGGGCACAGCUCCAGUGUCUUGUCUCUCUCUCUCUCUAUGUCUCUCUCCAGGCUCAACAGCUCCACAGGGCUCAGCUCCAGUGUCUUGUCUCUCUCUCUGUCUCUCUCUCCUCUCCAGGCUCAGCAGCUCCACAGGGCACAGCUCCAGUGUCUUGUCUCUCUCUCUCUGUCUCUCUGUCUCUCUCCAGGCUCAGCAGCUCCACAGGGCACAGCUCCAGUGUCUUGUCUCUCUCUCUCUGUCUCUCUGUCUCUCUCCAGGCUCAGCAGCUCCACAGGGCACAGCUCCAGUGUCUUGUACCUCUCUCUGUCUCUCUGUCUCUCUCCAGGCUCAGCAGCUCCACAGGGCACAGCUCCAGUGUCUUGUCUCUCUGUCUCUCUGUCUCUCUCCAGGCUCAGCAGCUCCACAGGGCACAGCUCCAGUGUCUUGUACCUCUCUCUCUCUGUCUCUCUCUCUCCAGGCUCAGCAGCUCCACAGGGCUCAGCUCCAGUGUCUUGUACCUCUCUCUCUCUCUGUCUCUCUCCAGGCUCAGCAGCUCCACAGGGCUCAGCUCCAGUGUCUUGUACCUCUCUCUCUGUCUCUCUGUCUCUCUCCAGGCUCAGCAGCUCCACAGGGCUCAGCUCCAGUGUCUUGUACCUCUCUCUCUCUGUCUGUCUCUCUCCAGGCUCAGCAGCUCCACAGGGCUCAGCUCCAGUGUCUUGUCUCUCUCUCUGUCUCUCUGUCUCUCUCCAGGCUCAGCAGCUCCACAGGGCACAGCUCCAGUGUCUUGUCUCUCUCUCUGUCUCUCUCUCCUCUCCAGGCUCAGCAGCUCCACAGGGCACAGCUCCAGUGUCUUGUACCUCUCUCUGUCUCUCUGUCUCUGUCUCUCUGUCUCUCUCCAGGCUCAGCAGCUCCACAGGGCACAGCUCCAGUGUCUUGUCUCUCUCUCUGUCUCUCUGUCUCUCUCCAGGCUCAGCAGCUCCACAGGGCACAGCUCCAGUGUCUUGUCUCUCUCUCUGUCUCUCUGUCUCUCUCCAGGCUCAGCAGCUCCACAGGGCACAGCUCUUCGUCCCGGUUGAUGCGGAGACACAAGCGCCGGCGCCGGAGACCCAAGGAACCAAAGAUUGAGCGGUCCUCUUCGUUCAGCAGCAUCACCGACUCGACCAUGUCUGUGAACAUCAUCCCCGUCACCCUGAACAUGGAGAAGUAUCAUUUCCUGGGGAUCAGCAUCGUGGGGCAGAGCAAUGAUCGGGGGGACGGUGGAAUCUACAU